AUGGGUAAUGUUCCAGGUAAACUAGAAGAUGAAAAUCGUGCUAACGAUGUUAAUGUAGGCCCUGCAACUUUGCCUAGAACAAUAAGUGAUACCAGCGAUAAUUCUAGAAGCAGACGAGGAAAUACAUCAUCUCUUGUUAAUGGGUUUUUAAGAAGUAAUGAGAGAAAUGAUAAAGAUGGUAAAAUGAAAACUUUACGUCAGAGAGAAUUACAAAAGGAGCAACAAGCAAAAGAACUGGUUAUUAAUUAUAAAUCAUCUGUGGAUGGCGGUUAUUUAGCCCCAUUUGGUUGUUAUAGUUUUGAUAAGCUGGAUUAUAAUGCAAAAACUGUUAAAACAUUGAUCAAGAGAAGACAACUGGCGCCAUUUUAUACACCAUUACAAGAUUAUGAUGCUUCUUGGACGGAUGAGGAGUUGAUUAAAAUCGUGGACGGGUUACCAUUACAUUCGGUAUUUGAGGAAAAUCUUGAGGAAUUUGAAGGGAUUCCAACUGGUGAUUUGUAUUCUGAACAGUUUGAUCACUUAAUAAAUAAUGAGUCAGGAACGAUGUCCAAAAGAGAAAGGAAAAAAAUGCAUAAUUUGAUAUUUAAAGCUAGAUUAUAUAAGAAGAGAAUCAUAUGGCAAGAAAUUCAAAAUAAUAUAUUUUUAGAAAAGAAACUGUAUAACAAGAAUAUACUGAAGAAAAAUAAUGGAACCAGUAAGCUAGAUCAAUAUUUGCCAAGUGAUGAACUAAAAUUACAAUUAUAUAGGAAUGGUAAAGAGUGUCCUAUUUGUUUUCUAUAUUAUCCAAAUAAUUUAAACUGCUCAAAAUGUUGUCAGCAACCCAUUUGUACUGAGUGUUUUGUCCAAAUUAAGAGAUCACAUCCUCAUUUUCCACACGAUGAAGAUGAUAAAGAAGAAGAAGAUAAAGAUCCACAGUUAUUAACCUCGGAACCAGCAAAGUGCCCAUAUUGUGCAAGCGAAAAUUUCACCAUUACUUACAAACCUUUGAAAGAUAAUGAGUGUGGUUACCAUUCUAUUCCGUUAAUUAAGUUCAAGAAAGGGAGCACUAACAAUAAAUAUGAUUUAACUGAUGAGGAAGAUUUAAGUAGCGUGUCCAAGACUGACUCAGGAACGGAUUUAACAUCAAACAUAGCAUUGACCUCUCAAGAUCCAUUAGGCAGGCAGCAGACAUACGAGAUAACGUCUGAUACAAUACGUCCAAAUUGGGAAGAGAGGCUCAAAAAAGAAAUAAGUAAACUAGAGCGUAGAUCCGCCAAUGCCACUGCUAUUCAUGUUAGUAAUAGACUAAUACAGGGAUCAAAUGGGAACAAUCAGGAAUCACAAAAUAAUUUAAAUGACCUAGAGCAGCAAAUGAUUGAACAGGCUAUAAAACUGAGCUUGAAAGAAAAUUCACCGAAAAAGAAGAAAUGA
Messenger RNA from Tetrapisispora phaffii CBS 4417, 1410 nucleotides. It is a transcript of the gene SIP5, whose product is annotated as Sip5p. Bases 1 to 1410 code for a protein of 469 amino acids. The transcript has a single exon. NCBI's taxonomy places the organism in Eukaryota, Fungi, Ascomycota, Saccharomycetes, Saccharomycetales, Saccharomycetaceae. Gene Ontology annotation, cellular component: cytoplasm. The record is from RefSeq and is a predicted model, not a curated record.